Dromaius novaehollandiae (emu) is the source of this 4395-nucleotide messenger RNA. It is a transcript of the gene NCAN, whose product is annotated as neurocan. Lineage: Eukaryota; Metazoa; Chordata; Aves; Casuariiformes; Dromaiidae. Gene Ontology annotation, biological process: skeletal system development; positive regulation of neuroblast proliferation; central nervous system development. Gene Ontology annotation, cellular component: perineuronal net; synapse. The transcript has 15 exons. Gene Ontology annotation, molecular function: hyaluronic acid binding; calcium ion binding. The record is from RefSeq and is a predicted model, not a curated record. Bases 138 to 3749 code for a protein of 1203 amino acids.
CCGCCGCCCCCCCCCUCCCCGCUCCCCCCAGCUCCGCGCCCCGCUCUGAAGCCGCCGGUGCCGGCGGGGCGCUCGGUGCGCGGCUCCGGCGGCGGCGAUGACCCUCUGCGCGCUCUGAGCCCGGCCCCAGGCCGAGGAUGGUCCAUGGGAUGGGGGAUGCCGGCUGCUGGCUCCUGCUCGGGCUCUCGCUGCUCCCCGCCGUGCUGGGCUCGCAGGACGGCGGGAAGGCGGUCCGCAUCCGCAAGGUGCAGCACCGGGCGGCACGCGCGGGGCUGGGGGAGCCCGUGGCCCUGCCCUGCCUCUUCCUGCUGCAGCCCCCCGCCGCCCGGGGGCCCAGCGCCCCCCCCGAGCCGCCCCGCGUCAAAUGGAGCAAGGUGCGCUCGGCCGGCGGCCGGCGGGAGGACGUGCCCGUGCUGGUGGCCAGGGACAACGCGGUGAAGGUGGUGAAGGCCUACGAGGGCCGGGCGUCGCUGCCCGGCUACCCCCGCGACCGCUACAACGCCACGCUGCUGCUGAGCGCCGCGCGGGCCAGCGACGCCGGGCUCUACCGCUGCGAGGUGGUGGCCGGCAUCGACGAUGAGCAGGACCUGCUGCCCCUGGAGGUGACGGGCGUCGUCUUCCACUACCGCCCCGGCGGCGAGCGCUACGCGCUGACCUUCGCCGCCGCCCGCCGCGCCUGCCUGGACAACUCGGCCGUCAUCGCCUCGCCCCGGCACCUGCAGGCCGCCUUCGAGGACGGCUACGACAACUGCGACGCCGGCUGGCUGGCCGACCGCACCGUGCGGUACCCCAUCACGCAGUCCCGGCCCGGCUGCUACGGCGACCGCGACAGCCUCCCCGGCGUGCGCAGCUACGGGCAGCGGGAGCCCGGCGAGCUGUACGACGUCUACUGCUACGCCAGCGAGCUGCAAGGGACGGUGUUCCACGCCGCGGCGCCGGGGCGGCUCACGUGGCAGGGGGCCCGGCGGCACUGCCGCAGCCGCGGCGCGGCGUUGGCCACCGCGGGCCAGCUGCACCUGGCGUGGCGGGCCGGCCUGGACCGCUGCGACCCGGGCUGGCUGGCCGACGGCAGCGUGCGCUACCCCAUCCGCUUGCCGCGGCGCAAGUGCGGCGGCGAGGCGCCCGGCGUGCGCACCCUCUACCAGUUCCCCAACCGCACCGGCUUCCCCCGGCCCGCCGCCAAGUACGACGCCUAUUGCUACAGAGCACACCCGGCCGCGGGGCCGACGGCGGCGGAGGAGCCCGAUGCGAUGGGCAACGUGCUGCUGGAGCGGGCGGAGGAGCCGGGGGCGUCCGGGGAGCCCCCCCCGCAGCCGGGCAGCCCGGCGCCGGGCGAGGACGAGCCGCUGCGGGUGGCCACCAGCGUGGCCCCCCCGGCCUGGCCCCGCGAGGACGAGGCCCUCGACGCGGUGGAGCAGGGGCCGGUGGGCUCCCCGCGCCCCGAGUGGGUGGACAGCGCCGCGGAGGCCACUGGCACCACGGAGGCCACCGGCACCGCAGAGGCCACUGGAGCCGCGGAGGCCACCAGUGCCUUGGAGGCCACCAGCACCGCAGAGGCCACCAGCACCGCAGAGGCCACCGGCGCCCCGGCGAGGAGCAGCUCGGCCGGGCUGAACGGGCGCCACUUCCAGCUGCAGCGCCAGGGCCGGGAGCCCGCGGGGGCCGGGGACGCCCCGGGCACGGGCACGGUCCCCCCGGCCCCCGCGGUGGCCCCGCGGGCGCAGGAGGCCGCUGGCGACACCGCGGAGGAGCAGAGCCUGGCCCACGCCGGGAGCCCCCGCGGCGACGGCCCCCGGCCGCUCUCCAACGCGGUGGAGCAGCACCGCAGGGAGCCGACGGGACCCGGACGCCGGGGCCCCAUGGCGACGGUGACAGCCCCGGUGCCCCCCUCGCCGCAGCCGCCCGCCCGCAGGGAUUCACCGCGCUGGAGCCCCCGGGUGGCCCCCCGGGACCCCGGGGUGCCCGCGCCGUCCCCAUCCCCUCCGCUGUCCCCGUCCCCUCCGCCGUCCCCAUCCCCAUCUGCCUCUGGCGCCCGCGGAGAUGCCCCCCGGCCACCCGCUGCCACCACCGCCGCCGAGGACUUCUCCGGGGACGCCCCGGGCCAGGAGCACGGUGGCUCCGUGCCGUCCCUGGUGCCGCUGCUGGCCGAGGGCCCCGGGACGCCGCCGGCCCCGCAGUCCCGGGACGCCGGCUCACUGGAGAGGCAGCGGAAAGCGGUGCCCGUCCCACCCGUCCCCUCUGCCGGACCGCCCACAGCGGCGGCCGCCCCGGGGGCUCCGUGGGGGCCGAGCCGAGCGGGGGCUGAGGCCGGUUCCCCCCCAGCGUGGGACACAUCCUCGCCUGCGCCCCCCCGCCGGGAGCCGCUCGGGGUGACUGGCAGCACCCCGGUCCCGUGGUCCAGCACCGAGCGCCCCGCGGCCCCCCGGGCAGGGCUGGGCGAUGCCACCGCCGGCUCGGUGCCCGCUGCCCCGUGGGGCGCUGACCGCGGCAGCCCCCAGCCCACGGCCACGCCGGAGCCGGCAGCCACGCGGCCCCCCGCCGCCAGCCCCGGGGAGGGGGCGAGGUGGGACGAGCCCCCCGCGGCCCCGGCCCCCACCGGCAGCCGCCCGGCCGCGGCACCCACCGCCCCCCAGCCCGGGGGGCAGCGCGGGGGGCCGGGCACGGGGCCGCUCCCGGAGCCCGCCACGGCCACGGCGCCGCGGGGCUCCCCGCUGAUGGAGGCCGGCAGCGGCAGCGGAGAGGAGCCCUCGCCGGAGCAGCCGGCAGCCUGGCUGGGCGAGAGCAACGGCAGCCUGCCCGCUCCGGCCGAGCCCUGCGAGACCAACCCCUGCCUGCACGGCGGGACCGGCCGGGCCAACGGCACCGUCUGCGGCUGCAGCUGCGCCCCGGGCUUCACCGGCGAGAACUGCGAGAUCGACAUCGACGACUGCCUCUCGAGCCCCUGCCAGAACGGGGGCACCUGCAUCGACGAGGUCGACGCCUUCGUCUGCCUCUGCCUGCCCAGCUACGGCGGCAGCCGCUGCGAGAGAGACACGGAGGGCUGCGACCGCAACUGGCACAAGUUCCAGGGCCACUGCUACCGCUACUUCGCCCACCGGCGCUCCUGGGAGGACGCCGAGCGCGACUGCCGCCGCCGCGCCGGCCACUUGACCAGCAUCCACUCCCACGAGGAGCACGGCUUCAUCAACAGCUUUGGGCAUGAGAACACCUGGAUCGGGCUCAACGACAGGAUCGUGGAGCAGGACUUCCAGUGGACGGACAACACCGGCUUGCAAUACGAGAACUGGCGGGAGAACCAGCCCGACAACUUCUUUGCGGGCGGCGAGGACUGCGUGGUGCUGGUGUCCCAUGAGAUCGGCAAGUGGAACGACGUGCCCUGCAACUACAACCUGCCCUACAUCUGCAAAAAAGGCACAGUGCUGUGCGGGCCCCCGCCCGCGGUGGCCAACGCCGUCGCCGUGGGCAGGAGGAGGGAGCGGUACAGCGUCGACGCCAGCGUGCGCUACCAGUGCCAGGAGGGCUUCGCCCAGCGGCGCCUGCCCACCAUCAAGUGCCGCAGCGACGGCGAGUGGGACCGGCCCCAAAUCCUCUGCACAAAACCCAGGCGGUCGCACCGGGCCCGGCGCCACCGCCGCCACCGCCACAGCCACCCCCACCACCAGCACCACCACCACCCGCCCCGCAAGGAGCGGCGGAAACGCCGCCGGCACCUCCGCCUGGACUGGAUGCGGGAAGGCCACUACUUCUAGAGCCCGGCCGCCGGCAAGCACAAGGGCCCCCCCGCCGCGGCGGCGCCCCCCCCCGCCCCGUCCCCUCCCCACCCCUCUUUUAUACCCCCCGCUUUAGCUCCUAGGACGCCCGGCCCCGUCGGCCAUAGGAGCGGGGGGCGGCUGCGCCCCUCCCCGGCCCUCCUGCAUGCCCCACGCUCAGCCCGCGGCCGCCCCCAGCCCCAAGGGGCCGCGGCAGGCGGCGGGACCCCCCCCCGGCCUCGGCCCCCCCGUCCCCGCCGUGCCGCGCCGGCCACCGCCGAGGGCAGCUCUGGGUUUUUAACACCCCCCCGGCGCCUCUCGCAGCCCCGCGCGGUGCCCCGGCCCCCCGGUUCCCGCGCUCCCCGGUGCUUCCCGGGGCCUUUCCCGGAGCUGGGCUGCACCGGCCUCCCGGCUCCCGGCCCCGCGGCAGGUGGGCACGAGCCGCCCGGGCGGUUUCGGGGUGGGUUUCCCCCCCUUCCCCUUCGUUGUCGGUCCCCUCGGAGGUGGCGUGUGUGUGUGUGGCGCUUCCCCACCUCUGCUGUUUGCGACGUGACUGCCGUGUCCCCCCCCGGCCCCCUCCGCCCUGCCACCCCGACUCUCCGCGUUUCUGUACUGCUGGACAUUUUAAUAAAUUUUUUUAACAGUU